Prorocentrum cordatum is the source of this 3429-nucleotide messenger RNA. NCBI's taxonomy places the organism in Eukaryota, Dinophyceae, Prorocentrales, Prorocentraceae. The record is from the annotation of a GenBank genome assembly.
GAGGUGCUCUGCAAGGACGAAGUGGUCCACUUCCUGCUGAGCUGCGUGCGGAACAGGUUCGUGCUGUGGGCCAAGGUGCUUAACCUCAAGGAGGAGCUCUGCGCCGGCAGCGCGCAGUGGGACCGGGCGUUCCGGGCACACACGGCCAGGUGCGCGGCUUGCGCCACGGUGGAUAUGCGACCGCAGCAGGCCCAGAAGGAGCCAGAGGCGCCGCCGCCCAGGUCGCGGCGCCCGGUGCCCUUCGCGCUGGAGCUGCUGGCCCUCCUGGGCGUGGCCCUGCCCUGCCUCGCCCUCGGCCAGGGCCACGGCUGCGCGCUGCGCGGGUGGCUGGCCCUCGGCGGCCUCCUGCUGUGCUCGCCGCUCCUCCUCCUCGGCGCCCUCUGGCGGUGGCGGCGGGAGCAGCUGCUCUGGCGGCUGGUGGCCGGCAGGUACGCGGUCGGCGCCAAGGCUGCCAGGGCCCCGUGGGCGUGGGCGCCGACGCGCGAGCUGCACGAGCUCCAGGCGCCAGACGGCCCACAGCAGUUGCCGGGCCCCACGUCCUUCGGCCAUUGGUGGUGCUACAGGCGGGCCACCGCGUCCACCAACGAGAGCGCUGGGGAGACGGUCUUCCGCGCGCGGGUGGAGCGGGCGAAGGGCCCGCGGGACCUCAGCGUCUCGUGCGACUCGAUGCGCCUGGACGGCAGCGCGGCCAGCUUCGCCAUGGACGGCCCCAGAGGUGUGAUCCAGGGCCUGCCGCGCACAGCAACCUUCGACGGGAACGCCAUCUGCUGGGCGGCAGCUGCUGCCAGUCAGACGCCCAACGUGUGGGUCAAGGGGGGGAUUUUCCGCCUGGAGUGGAUCGCCAAGCUGUGCAUAUGCCUCGCUGGCCUCGGCCUGCUCACGAUCGCCCUGGCAGCUGCCAUCGAGCCGGGCAUCAGCUUGCGCUGCUUCCCAGCGACGCCGAUAGUUACAGAGCUCCACAGCCCGAUGAACGCCGUCUUCUUGUUGGAUGCUUCUGGCUCGAUCACGGCCUCAUGGGAGCUCGAGAAGGAAACCGCGGCACAGAUCAUCGAUGCUUUCGACAGCGGAAUGGCUGGCACUCUCCGUGUCGGUGCCACACAGUUCUCUGACUCGGCGACCGUAGAAGUGCCCCUCACUAGCGACGUUUCGAGCGCGACCAACGAGAUCCAUAGCAUAGUCCAGAAGCAAAAAGCCGGGACUAAUUUCGAGGAGGCCUUGCGUGCUUGCCAGGCUCAGUUGGAUAGCACCAGCAGCAGCGUGACGGACACGCCAGUUCUCCCUACUUGUGGCCGCAAGGGCCAAGAGGACGGGGACUUUCAACUCAGGAUCGUCAAUGGCGAGCAGGCUUCGCAGUGCGAAUGGGGCUGGCAGGUCAGUCUGCGCAAGUCCUGGGGUGCCCACUACUGUGGAGGGACGCUGAUCUCUGACAAGUGGGUGCUCACAGCCGCGCACUGCGAAUGGGCCCCUGGCGACUACGUCGUCGUCGGUGAUUUCGACAAAGACUCCGACACGGACGCCUCUGCGCAGAGCGUCGAUGUCGUGCGGGCCGUGACUCACCCGCAAUGGGUGGACGAGCCGCUGCCGACCUACGACUUCGAGCUGCUGGAGCUCGCGGAGCCAGUGGCGCUUGGCGGCUGCGUGACCGCCGCGUGCCUUCCGUCGGGCGAGGUGCCCGUGGGGACGAAGUGCGUGACCACAGGCUGGGGCACGCUCUACACCGACGGGCCGUCGCCCGCCGCCCUGCAGGAGGCGCCAGUGGAGGUCCUGGACUCGCAGGCGCAGUGCAGCGUAGCCUACUACGGCAUCCCGGGCGCGAUGGGCGGCGAGAUGAUGUGCGCGCAGGGCCGCAGCCCCUCCACGGGGGACGUCACCGACGCCUGCCAGGGCGACAGCGGCGGCCCGCUGGCGUGUCAGAGCACGAGCGGCCAGUGGGUGCUGCACGGCGUCACCUCGUUCGGCGGCGAGUGUGCCGACCCCGACGUCCCCGGCGUGUGGGCCAGAGUGAGCGAGGUCACGGAUUGGAUCCAGGGCGUCACCGACGUCCCGGACGAUGAUCUCGUGGCGAUGGACGCCCCUUUUCUUGCGCCCACGGAGGAUACCACCAGUCGAGCGCUCGACCUCUGCGUGCUCAUCACGGACGGGCAGGCAACGUCGGGGGAGACGGAUCCAGAGAAGUUGCGGGAGAUGGUUGCGAGCAGCACUCGCAUCCUCGGUAUCUACGUGGGGUCCAACAGCGUGAGCCAGGAGGCCCUCAGGGCGAUCACGUCCUGCGCGGACUCGCGGGAUGACAGCUGCCCCUUCUUCGCCUCCGCCUCCGACUUCGCGGAGGUGCAGAGCAAGGCCGCCGCCCUGGUCGCAGGCCUGACCGCGCUCCUGGGCUCCGAGGAGGAGCGGGCACCCGACGAGGGCGGGCCCGAGCCGCCGCUCUGGGCGCUGUGCGGCCUGCUGGCCCCGCUGCCCGCCCUCGCGUGGUGGUGCUACCUGCACUGGCGGCCCCGGGGCGCCGCGCCUCCCGCCGCCGCCGCCGCGGCGCCCGCGCGCAGGGACCCCGCGAGGCUGCGGGCCGCCGGCCGCAACAGCAGCCCGGGGGGCGGGGGGAAGCCGGCCGCCCGCGGGCCGGCGGGCGCUGUCCUACCCGUCGCGAGCGCGGUCUGAGCUCGGCGCGGUCGAUACAGCAUUGCAGUCAGUUGUGUGUCAGUGUCACAUGUACACUUGCGGACUUCAUAUGCCUCAGCCAUUUCAGUCAAGAGCUGUCCUGGAGAGGCCCUGGGGCCGAAAGCUAGACAGAGACAAAAUCUGCCUUGCUGGGACAAGCGUCCCAGUCUGCUUGCUUCCGCCUGUCGAAUGGAAGGCCAGGUAGGCCACGCUGGCCCAGUGUACAGCACGCACGGCGUGCGUACAGCACAGACACUGGGGAUGGCCUCAGCAGGCCCUCACCUGCAAUGUUUUCAAUGCUUGGCAACUGCUGCCCGUGCACAUGGCUGCCGAGCUGGCAGUGCAGGUAUUGCCAUCUGAAGGUAUGGUUGACGUAGCGUCGAGAUUUACAGUGGGGCAGUCUGCUGCGCCUGUUGCACGCCAUGUCAUCAGAGCAGCCAUAAUUAACUUUUGAUUGACAACGUCUUGAACGGCGACCCCAUGACCUUGCUUCCAUGGCAACGUCGUGCCAGCAUGACAGGGUCCGCAGCGCAUGCGGUUGCAAAGAGCUGGUUCACAAGGAAAUCGGCCAAUCGCAGCCACAAUAAGCACCAGCUGCGGCGACAUUCGUGAUCGAGUUGCUACUCCGCGACGGCUCUCCGCGCAUGCAUGCGGAGAGCAGCGCGAACCUUACAGCCAGCGCCAGAGGAAGACGCAGGGAGUUGCCUCCCCCAUCUCCCCCUCCUCUGUUGCCCUCCUCGCCGCAGGGUGCUCUCCCAGCUCGGACCGAACGUG